Molecule: messenger RNA, 844 nt
Organism: Miniopterus natalensis
Lineage: Eukaryota; Metazoa; Chordata; Mammalia; Chiroptera; Miniopteridae
Gene: TMEM223
Product: transmembrane protein 223
Biological process (GO): nervous system development
Cellular component (GO): mitochondrion
Source: RefSeq, a predicted model, not a curated record
UUAGGUUCGGUUGGUUACGUUAGGUUAGACUGGUUAGGUUAGGUUCGGUUGGUUAGGUUAGGUGAGGCGGGAAAGCGGCGUGGGACAGGCUGCGGUCUCUUGACACCCAUUGGAGAGACUGGAGGCCGCCCGCCGACAGGAAGUCCCGCCCCGGAAGUGACGCUGCGCUUUCUGCUUCCAUGGCGGCACCCAGGCGACUGUGGCUGGCGCGGCUGCUGGUGGCCCUGCGGGACCUUCCGGUGCGCCGAGCCCUGCACCAGGUGACCCCGCCGCGGGACGUGCUGCUCUUCGAGCACGAGCGGGGCCGCUUUUUCACAGUUCUUGGGCUGUUCUGCGCUGGCCAGGGCGUCUUCUGGGCCUCCCUGGCCGUGGCAGCCUUGGCCCCACCCCCGGUCCCCGUGCAGCCUACGGAUGCAGAGGUCCCUGACCGCCGCCGCUUGGACGUGCGCGCUGCGCUCUGGCGCUACGGCCUGGCGGUCGGCUGCGGCGCCAUCGGUACCCUGGUACUUGCUGCUGGUCUUCUUUUCUCCCUCCGUUCUGUGCGUUCAGUGAUGCUACAGGCUGGAGGGAAGCAGGUGACCCUCACCACUCAUGCCCCCUUUGGCUUGGGUGCUCAAUUCACUGUUCCCUUGAACCAAGUAUCCUGCAUGGCCCACCGGGGUGAAGUCCCUGCCAUGCUGCCUCUAAAAGUCAAAGGCCGACGUUUCUACUUCCUCUUGGACAAGGCUGGACAUUUCCCCAACACAAAACUCUUUGACAACACUGUGGGUGCCUACCGUAGCUUGUAAAAAAACCACCUCUGAACACUCACCCCUCCCAGAGGGGAAUAAAAAUUGAACCUUAA